GCUAUGCCCUCCGAUGAAGAUCUGAGCAACGUUUCCGACGAGCUGUAUAACCGCAAGAUCCGCGUCCCGCCUUUCAGCCACACGCUGGACGGCCUGGCCGCCUUCACCACCUACCACGUGCGCGUGGCCUGCCAUUCCACCGAGGGCCAUUCGCCCUGGACCCACUGGGUGGCUAUGGACACCUUGGAAGGGGCGCCUGCAACCGCACCGGAGGACGUCGUGGCCAUUCAGAACAGCAGCUACACCACCAUCCAGUGGGCACAACCGCGGGGCAGCCUCAACGGGAUUCUUCGGGGGUACAAGCUGGUUUUCCAAAGUGGGGAUUCGCCUGAGGUGAUCGUGGACGUGGGAAUGACCAACGAGACCAUUUUGUCUCUGAACUCAAGUGUACAGAACUUGACCGUCCGGAUUGCGGCCUACACCAGUGCCGGAGACGGACCCUGGAGCGAAGCCAUCAUGAUCCUCUCCUCGGAAACAGGUGAGAAAUGGGAGACUACCUGGUGGGCCAUCACCUUGGGUGGUUGUGAUGCAGGGGGACCAUCUGGCUCUUCAUUUCUGCUCUGUUCCUUGUGGCUUGGAACAUUACAGAGUUCUAGAGCAGAAGUAGGAACCUCGGUCCCUGCCUUCUCCUGGCACUGGUGGUACGUGGUGAUCGCCGUGGCCACUGCCGUGGCAGCCACCAUCUUCAUUAUCAUCUUCUUGGCACGUAUGAGGAAGAAGGAAACACGCUACGGGGAAGCAUUUGAACCCAACAUGGAGCAGGGAGAGCUGGUGGUUCAUUAUCGCGCCCGCAAAUCGUACAGCCGCCGGACCACUGAAGCUACUUUGAAUAGUCUGGGCAUCAGUGAAGAAUUGAAGGAAAAGCUUCAGGAUGUAAUGAUUGACCGCCAUAGAGUGGCCUUGGGCAAGACCCUUGGUGAAGGUAGGUUCUUGGGACAGUCACUAUUCGGUGUUUGAUGGCCCGUAUUUUUGUCCCAAAGAAAAUUGGUUCAAGAUUGGGACAAGGCUGUACCCCAUAGAAAGGGGCAGGAGCAGACUGAAAAAUGAAAUUUGACGU
Thamnophis sirtalis is the source of this 1057-nucleotide messenger RNA. NCBI's taxonomy places the organism in Eukaryota, Metazoa, Chordata, Lepidosauria, Squamata, Natricidae. The record is from RefSeq and is a predicted model, not a curated record.